GGAAUCUGUGCUAGUGGUGGGAGUCUUGGGCCAGGUGGUGGGUAGGGCAGAAGUGGUAAGGCCCACCUCACACAAGAGAAAGAUAGGAAGGCAGGUCUUUCCCAAGACCAUAGUGGUGGAUACUGGAAUAGGAGGAAGUAGUGAUAGUGUUGGGGGUGGGGAUGCCGGAAAGGCAAAGGAGCAAUAGAGAAGUGGUCAGAAGCCAGAGGAAGAAGCAGAUGAGAGAUAUACCAAUGGGGCCAACCCUACCCCUGAAAAGACUUGGGAGAGAAGGGAAAAGGUCUUGGGAUUAAUCUGUCCUCACUGACACUGUCCCUGGCCUUAGGGUCCUCAUUUGGGACCAGGCCAGAGAACUGAACCAGCCCAGCAAGCUGUGCCUGUCUGUGACAGUCACCACUUCCCUGAUGUGUGGGAGAAGGGCUGCCACUGGCUGUUAGCAAGUCCUCUGAAAUUCCCCAAGGAGUUAGGAUUGUUUUCUCUGGAGAAGAGAAGCCUUGGAGGACAGAGCAAAUGAAUCUUCCUCUCUCUGAAUUCUUGUAGAAAGUACAAUGGCCUUUGUCCAGUUGAGUUGAGGAAAGUACAAUUAGCCAAUAUGAAUGGCACUGCUGCCCAGGAUGGAUUUAGAGUGACCACAAAAUUUCUCAGGAGUUGAGGACUUUUCUUCCCCCAGGGGAGCAGCCUUGGUUCUGAGCCUAGUGGGAGAUUAGCUGGGAACUGGGAAUGAGGGGCCUGCGAUUGGGGAUGUGGAUGGAGCAGUAAGUCUCCAGCUUGAUGAGAUCUUAGGAGCCAGCAGGCCUACCCCUUCCCUUUGACCGGCAGGAGCUGCCGCCUUCCCCACUUACUCUUUUAGGUUUUCCAGGCUCCUGAGCUUCAGGCUCCGCAUCAGGAGAGGGACGGCAGCCUUCUCUGUGGAGGGGAGGUUAAGAACAACUCCAGUCCAGGAAUCUAUCUGUUGGCUGGGAUCUUCAGCCUUUUUGUUCUGACUUCUACCUACUGCUGGUCUCCCCAGCCUAGGAUGGCGGGCAGCGGGAAGAUGAUUUCAUGGUGUGCAGAGCACUUGACUUAGAGUCACAUAGGCCUGGACUUCUAUUGCUCCCCAGCUAGGUAACCUUGGGCCAGUGACAGCUCCAUCUCUGAACUUCUAGUUUCUCAUCGGUAAAGACAGUGGGAUGAACUGGGGAUCUCCAAGCUAUCCAGCUAGAUUACUAAAAUAAAAAGGGUUUUAUAUUCUACUAAAAUAAAUUUUAGCAAAGUACAUCAAGUAGGUGAAAUUGAUCCUUGAUCCAGCCUCUCUUUUCCAUUUUGUGAGCCUGUCUUUCCUUUGGUGCCUGCCCUCAGCCCCUCCUAGCCCUUUCUUGCUCUCAGCAGGCACACAACUCAUUCAGAGCACUCCUCCCUCCUGAUAGUAGUUAAACUUUAGUACCUGCUGGUUGAGAAAAAUACAUUCAGUAACUCUUAAAAGGAUCUGUGUAAUGUAAAAAUAUCUGGUACCUGGCACCAAGAUACGUUUAAAAAAGUAUAGGCCAUCUAGGAAAGAGAUUAUUCACUGUCUCCACAGCCAUGACUAGGUGCUUCUUAUAGAUUCCCAAACCCCUCACAUCUGAGUUCCUGAGUGAAGUCUGGAACCCUGGGCCCUGGCACCUGCCCCUUCCCCACAUGCCUUCACAGGAAACACUGAGUAAAUGAAGUGUCUCAAAGGUCAGUGGCUGCCAACUCAGAGGUCAGAGGUUGCCUGGGUUGGGAGGACAAGACUGUGAGCGUCCUCAAUGAGGGAGCCUGAAUGGCAGCUUGUGAAAACUACAGACGCUCGGACCCCACCCCUGGAAACUCUGAGUCAGUACGUCUGGGCGGGCCCCAGCGUAUUUCAGUUUCACCAGCUCCCCAGGUGACUCUGGUGCUCAGCCAGAGCUAACGUAACAGAGAGAUCAAGAGUGGGGCUUUAGGGUCAGGCUUCCAGUAAGAUGCGUAACCUCCCCAGGCCUUGAUUUCCUCCUCUGUGAAAGGAAGAUAAUGAGAGUCCCUGCCUCCAGAGCUGAGGAUUGAUGAAAUCAGCCCAGUGAGCUCCUGAGCAUUCUGGCCUCCACCCCUGCCAUUUCCUUCCCAGCCUGACCCUCCCCUGGUCACACCUUCUCACCACUUCUAGCCACAACCGGCACCCAGGCACAGGAAGCCUGGCAGUCUGAGGUCUACCGAGCUCUCUGGGGAAGAGGCCCUGAGCCCUGAGUGUCUGGAGCCUUAAUUGCUUCUGGCCCUGACACCUGAUGGCUCACAGGGAGCGGAGCCUCUGUCCUGGACCCCUCAGAUUCCACUGGCAAAAGGUACAGGUGCUGUCCCACAACCUGUACACAGUCCUGCACAUCCCCCAUGACCCUGUGGCUCUGGAGGAGCACUUCCGAGAUGAUGACGAUGGCCCCGUGUCCAGCCAGGGGUACAUGCCCUACCUCAACAAGUACAUCCUGGACAAGGUGGAGGAGGGGGCUUUCGUUAAGGAGCACUUUGAUGAGCUGUGUUGGACCCUGACGGCCAAGAAGAACUAUCGGGUGGACAGCAACGGGAACAGCAUGCUCUCCAAUGAGGAUGCCUUCCGCCUCUGGUGCCUCUUCAACUUCCUGUCUGAGGACAAGUACCCUCUGAUCAUGGUUCCUGAUGAGGUGGAAUACCUGCUGAAGAAGGUGCUCAGCAGCAUGAGCUUGGAGGUGGGCUUGGGAGAGCUGGAGGAGCUGCUGGCCCAGGAAGCCCAGGCGGCCCAGACCAGCGGAGGGCUCAGCGUCUGGCAGUUCCUGGAGCUCUUCAACUCAGGGCGCUGCCUUCGAGGUGUGGGGCGGGACACUCUCAGCAUGGCCAUCCAUGAGGUCUACCAGGAGCUCAUCCAAGACGUCCUAAAGCAGGGCUACCUGUGGAAGCGAGGGCACCUGCGGAGGAACUGGACAGAACGCUGGUUCCAGCUGCAGCCCAGCUGCCUCUGCUAUUUUGGGAGUGAAGAGUGCAAGGAGAAAAGGGGCACCAUCCCACUGGAUGCACAGUGCUGCGUGGAGGUACUGCCGGACAGAGAGGGGAAGCGCUGCAUGUUCUGUGUGAAGACAGCCUCCCGCACGUACGAGAUGAGCGCCUCGGACACGCGCCAGCGCCAGGAAUGGACAGCUGCCAUCCAGACCGCGAUCCGGCUGCAGGCGGAGGGGAAGACGUCGUUGCACAAGGACCUGAAGCAGAAGCGGCGCGAGCAACGGGAGCAGCGGGAGCGGCGCCGGGCAGCCAAGGAGGAGGAGCUGCUGCGGCUGCAGCAGCUGCAGGAGGAGAAGGAGCGGAAGCUGCAGGAGCUGGAGCUGCUACAGGAGGCGCAGCGGCAGGCCGAGCGCCUGUUGCAGGAGGAGGAGGAGCGACGCCGCACCCAGCACCGCGAGCUGCAGCAGGCGCUGGAGGGCCAGUUGCGUGAGGCGGAGCAGGCCCGGGCCUCCAUGCAGGCUGAGAUGGAACUGAAGAAGGAGGAGGCUGCCCGGCAGCGGCAGCGCAUCCAAGAGCUGGAAGAGAUGCAGCAGAGGCUUCAGGAGGCCCUGCAACUGGAGGUGAAAGCGCGGCGGGAUGAGGAGGCCGUGCGCCUGGCCCAGACCAGACUGCUGGAGGAAGAGGAGGACAAGCUGAAGCAGCUGCUGCAGCUGAAGGAGGAGCAGGAGCGCUACAUCGAGCGGGCGCAGCAGGAGAAGCAGGAGCUGCAGCAGGAGAUGGCGCAGCAGAGCCGCUCCCUGCAGCGAGCCCAGCAGCAGCUGGAGGAGGUGCGGCAGAACCGGCAGAGGGCCGACGAGGACGUGGAGGCUGCCCAGAAGAAGCUGCGCCAGGCCAGCACCAAUGUGAAACACUGGAAUGUUCAGAUGAACCGGCUCAUGCAUCCAAUUGAGCCGGGAGACAAGCGUCCCACCACCAGCAGCUCCUUCACAGGCUUCCAGCCCCUUCCACUUGCCCGCCGUGACUCCUCCCUAAAGCGCCUGACCCGCUGGGGAUCCCAGGGCAACAGGACCCCCUCACCCAGCAGCAGUGAGCAGCAGCUGAAGUCCCUCAAUGGUGGGGAGGAGGCUCCCAUCUCGGCUUCUACCCCUCAGGAAGAUAAACUGGACCCACCACCGGAAAAUUAGCCUCUGCUAUCCUCUCCACCCCCAACCUCAUACCCACCAGAACCUGGCCACAGCUGGCCUGUGGGUGAUGCCAGUCCCUGCAGAAGAGGGAGCCAAGGACCUGGUGCCAGGAGCCCAGGCCCGCCAACCAUGCAGCAGUCCAGAAUGGAGCCUAGUUUAUUUUUGGCACGAGCCCUAGGCCCCUGACCGCUGAGGCUGUCUGUGAUGUUGAUCCUUGAGAAUUUGAUCCUGUAUCUUAACCCCAAGGACCCUAUGCCCUGGGCUGGAAAAGAGAGCAAACAAGCAAGCAAGCCAAUGGCAUGUGCCCUCAGACUGCCACCAAGCUGUAGAGGCACAAUUUCUAAAUAAACACUGCCCUUGGAAUGAA
This is a messenger RNA of Suricata suricatta (meerkat), 4494 nucleotides long. RefSeq names its product DEF6 guanine nucleotide exchange factor (gene DEF6). Gene Ontology annotation, cellular component: cytoplasm; nucleus. The transcript is spliced from 11 exons. Lineage: Eukaryota; Metazoa; Chordata; Mammalia; Carnivora; Herpestidae. The record is from RefSeq and is a predicted model, not a curated record. Bases 2262 to 4127 code for a protein of 621 amino acids.